This is a messenger RNA of Notodromas monacha, 1752 nucleotides long. Lineage: Eukaryota; Metazoa; Arthropoda; Ostracoda; Podocopida; Cyprididae. The record is from the annotation of a GenBank genome assembly.
AUGACCUAUCUCGAUCCAAUCACAGCUUGCGAUUUCUACAAAGUAGGCCACAAAGCUAUGUACCCAAAAGGUACAGAAGUUAUUUAUAGCAACUUUACACCUCGGUCUAACAAACUAGCACCUAAUGCUGGUGUUAAGCCAACUAAAGUUCUCUUCUAUGGUCUGCAAGGCUUUAUCAAGUCUUUCCUGAUUGAACAGUUCAAUAACAAUUUCUUCCGUAAAAGCAAGAUUGAAGUUAUUGCAAAAUACAAUCGCCGUAUGGAUGGUGCGCUUGGUCAAGGUGCAGUUGAUUCUUCGCACAUUGCUGCUUUGCACGAUCUUGGUUAUCUGCCAAUUGAAAUCAAAGCAUUGCCAGAAGGUUCACUGGUUGAUAUCAAAGUUCCAGUUCUUACUGUCAAGAAUACACUCCCUGAAUUUUUCUGGUUGACUAACUAUCUGGAAACAGUGUUCAGUAACGAACUCUGGAAAAAGAUCACUACGGCUACCACUGCUUUUGAAUACCGUAAGAUUCUUACUCGCUAUGCUAAAGCCACUGGUGCGCCUUUGGAUUUCGUACUGUGGCAAGGUCACGAUUUUAGUUACCGUGGUCUGAGUGGUGCAGAUGAUGCAUCCAAUGCAAGCGGUCACUUGGCGGCUGGUUUCUUUGGUACUGAUACCAUUCCAGCUAUCGACUACGUUGAAGCCUUCUAUGGCGGUUUUAAUACGUUUGUUGGUGGUUCUGUUCCAGCUACUGAGCACUCUGUUAUGUGUGCCGGUGGUAAAGAAACUGAAGAAGAAACAUUCCGCCGAUUGAUCACUGAAGUGCAUCCUUCUGGUGUAGUCAGUAUUGUUAGCGAUACGUGGGACUUCUGGCACACUUUGGCAGUUACCUCUGCUAAUUUGAAACAAGAGAUUCUGGCUCGUACUCCAAACGAAAUUGGUUUAGCUAAAGUUGUGUUCCGUCCUGACAGUGGUGAUCCAGCUGAUAUUCUUUGUGGUAUCAAAGUACAUAAUGUAGAUGAAGCUUAUGAUCUUGAAUAUGCCAAAGAGUUAGCAAAAGAGUUUCUUGUAGAUGCUGAGUCUGCAGAUACACCACACGGCGAAAUGGGUGCUGAUGAGGUAUCAGGUUAUUUCCGUUACAAUGGUGCUGUUUAUCUAGCUACAGUGCAGAUCGAAUGGAAUCGUUACGAUAAGCAGUAUUAUUUCAUGGACGGUAGUACUCUGACAAGUUUCGAGCCAGUCGAACUAACACCUGAACAAAAAGGUGCAGUUGAAACUCUGUGGGACAUUUUUGGUGGUACAAUCAACGCCAAUUACUUUAAGAUGCUGAAUGAACGUGUUGGCUUGAUCUACGGUGAUUCAAUUACACUAGAUCGUGCAACCGAUAUCUUGCAGCGUCUACAAGACAAGGGUUUUGCUUCAAGUAACGUUGUGUUCGGUAUCGGCUCUUAUACUUACCAGUACGUCACUCGUGAUAGUUUUGGUUUUGCAAUGAAAGCUACUUAUGCUGAAAUCAAUGGAGCUGGUGUAGAAUUGUACAAAGACCCUGUUACUGAUAGCGGUACUAAAAAAUCGGCUAAAGGUCUACUGCGAGUUGAGUAUGAAGAUACUGAAUUCCAAGGUAAGCAGUUCGUUUUAUACGAUCAGCAAACCAAAGAGCAAGAAGCACAAGGUUGUCUACAAACUGUCUUUAAAGAUGGUCGGAUGAUCAAAGAAACUAGUCUAGAAGAAAUUCGACAAUUAGUUACACAACAGCUUGACGAUAUGGUCUAA